Messenger RNA from Varanus komodoensis (Komodo dragon), 2359 nucleotides. RefSeq names its product zinc finger protein OZF-like. Gene Ontology annotation, molecular function: DNA-binding transcription factor activity; RNA polymerase II cis-regulatory region sequence-specific DNA binding. The record is from RefSeq and is a predicted model, not a curated record. The transcript is spliced from 5 exons. Bases 6 to 1973 code for a protein of 655 amino acids. Gene Ontology annotation, biological process: regulation of immune system process; negative regulation of transcription by RNA polymerase II; regulation of cytokine production. Lineage: Eukaryota; Metazoa; Chordata; Lepidosauria; Squamata; Varanidae.
CGCAGAUGCUGGACCUGGUGGUGCUGGCGCAGUUCCUGGCCGCGCUGCCCGCCGAGAUGCAGAGCUGGGUGCGCGGCUGCGGGCCGGAGAGCAGCUCCCAGGCGGUGGCCCUGGCCGAGGGCUUCCUGCUGAGCCAGGCGGACGAGGAGAAGCAGGGCACGGCACAGGUGCUGCCGCUUGGGAAGAUCUCACAGGAGCAGCGAAUUCCCGACAUGUCCCCAGGGAAUGAAAUGAUAUCAACCAGUCCCUCUAAACCAGCUUCUCUGUAUGGUGGAGCCGAAUCCGUCUCUGUGCAGCCAACUCAGGGCCCCGUCUCCUUCGAGGAGGUGGCAGUGUACUUUACCAAUGAGGAGUGGGCCCUGCUCUGUGCUGCCCAGAAGUCGCUGCACCGGGAAGUCAUGCUGGAGAACUCCAGGACCGUGGCCUCACUGGGUGAGGGUGCAGAAGCUCUUCUGCAUUGUAGAAGCUCUGGCUACAUUCCAUGCAGUUAUGGGAUUUCUCUGCUCUGUGCAUCUUUUGAAGGGACGCAAGGUGAUGGGUGGAAGCACCACAGUGGUGAUGGACCAUGUGAGGCAUUAGCAGAAUGGGACAAGUUGCAAGGGAUGGAGGAACUCUUCCAAAACCAAGAGGGACCAAAGGAGCAGGAGGGAAACCAGGCGGAAGAUGCAAGGGAUCAGUUUCACCCAAGGGAUAACUUCCACAGAAUUCAGUUUCAGGAAAAGCCACAAGAAAAGCAAAGGAAUGUCUGCCCAGUAGGUGAGGAAAUCUUCAGCCAUAAAUCAGACCUUAGUGUGCAUAGGAGAAUCCAGACGAGUCAGAAGCAGCACAAAUGUUUGGAGUGUGGGCGGAGCUUCAGUCAGGGCUCCAGUCUUGCUUCGCAUCAGAGCAUCCACACGGGAGAGAGACCCUAUAAAUGCUUGGAGUGUGGAAAGAGCUUCAGGCAGCUGGCAUACCUCACCUCACAUCAAAGAAUCCACACUGGGGAGAAACCCUAUAAGUGCUCAGAGUGUGGAAAGAGCUUCAACAGGAGCACAAACCUCACUUGCCAUCUAAGAAAACACACAGGGGAGAAACCUUAUAACUGCUCGAUCUGUAACAGGAGCUUUUGUGACAAAUCUGGCUUUAAUAUCCAUCAGCUAAUUCAUUCCAGGGAUAAGCCCCAUAAGUGUCUGGUGUGUGGCAAGAGUUUCAUUCGCCGUUCACAGCUUACUUCCCAUGAAGGAAUCCACACCGGGGAGAAACCGUACAAAUGCCUGGUCUGCGGAAAGAGCUUUCAUCGGAGCUCCAACCUUACGUCUCAUCAAAGAAUCCACGCGGCUGAGAAACGUUACAAAUGCUCAGAAUGUAGCAAGAGCUUCUAUGAUAAAUCGCGCCUUCUUAUACACCAAAGAAUCCACACAGGAGAGAAACCGUAUCGGUGUCUUGAGUGUGGAAAGAACUUUAGGCAGCAUGCAAACCUUGCUUCUCAUCAAAGAAUGCACAGGGGAGAGAGAUCCUAUAACUGCAUGGAAUGCAGCAAGAGUUUCUAUGAUAAACACCACCUUCUCAUACACCAAAGAAUCCACACAGGGGAGAAACCCUAUCAGUGUUCAGAUUGUGGAAAGAGCUUCAGCCAGAGCUCAAGCCUGACUUCACACCAAAGAGUCCACACAGAAGAAAAGCCACAUCAGUGUAUGGAGUGUGGGAAGUGCUUCAGUCAGAGGAGGAAUCUCCUGAGACAUCAAAAAAUUCAUUCAAGAGAUAAGACUUAUCCAUGCUUGGAAUGUGGAAAGAGCUUUUAUGAUGACUGUAAGCUAAAGAGACACCAGGGGAGUCACUGUGCAGAGGGAAAACCCAUGUCUUGGAGCGUAGAAAUGGCUUCAGAUGGUGUGCCGGUCUUAUGCCCCCUCCAAGAAUUCAAACAGGAGGAGUGCUAUCGCCUUUCUGAGACUGACGUUCAAAGCUCUUGUGCAAUCAGGCCUUAUGAACACUAGGGAACAUUGGUGGAAAGGCUGUGGUAAUGCAUAGGAAGCCCACAUCUUAACGUAAGGCGAACCAAAUGCUAACGGCCCCUGAUGGCAGCUGCCUUGUCACCAGAGCAAGGACCCAAAUUUCUUGGUUUGGGAGGGGGAAUCUCUGACACCCUGUAAUGUCUGUUUUGUGCCUUUAAUGAAUCCAUUGUUACUUGCUGAAAGUUACCAGUCAGCCAUCCGGCAGAAUUUUGCUUUUGUUUCCCUUGUGCCUUAAAAUUCUUUGUCUGCAUUUCUAUUUCCCUACCAAGAUAAAUAGACUUGGUGAAGACCACUUUUGCUCAGAGGAGGAUUUUGUGUGCGCCACUUUUCCAAGUGAUGCUGCAUUAUUAAACAAGCUUAGCUGAUGA